AUGAACGGCAACGCCCCUCCAAUCCCCUGGGCCAGCAAACCCGGUGCCUCUGCAUCCUCUCCCUCGCAAAACGCAACUCCCUACUGGCAACCCCACUGCUCCCCCGAGACACCCGUAUCCUCGCACUUCCACCACGAACAAGGAAACUGGGGCUGGGGCAACAACGAAUCCCAAAACUACGUCGAUGAUUCCGCAAACAGUUUCCACACACCCGAUGGCUGUCUAGUGGUGCACGCAAUCAUUAACCACGCACACCCUCAAGACGAUAGGAAGUUUACUUCUGCAAGAUUAUCCUCGCAUCAAACGCUCGCUCGCAGCAAAGGCAGUUUGAGCGCUCGCAUCACAGCACCAGUGGCAGCAGGGAUUUGGCCUGCAUUCUGGUUACUCCCCAAAGAUCCAUUCACUUGGCCCUACGAUGGAGAGAUGGAUAUCAUGGAAGCUUGGAAUGGAGACAAGACAAACCACACAUGUAUGCAUUGGGGUCACUUCAACGGUGAAGACCACGACAAGCACAGAGUUGUAGAAACAUCCAUCCCUGCUAUCGAUUCCAAGAACGGUGUCAGGUUCGAUUUUGCUUGGGAUGAGGAUGAGAGCAGUGGGCAGGGAAAGCUGGUGUGGUAUAUCGAUGGUAGACCGGUCAUGAAGGCGAAUAAACCUCAAGGAACGAGGCCGAUGAAGGAUUUCAGGAUUCUGAUCAAUAUUGCGGUGGGUGGCAAUGUGUGUCAGGGUGUUAUGCCCAAGGAUGGCACGUAUGAAUUUGUCAUCAGAGAGUUGGCCAUGUGGGACGCUCCACCUGGUGGUUGGGCAAGGUUCGAACACGACUGGAAGAAUACCAGAGAGGGUCAUGGUAUGUAG
Molecule: messenger RNA, 855 nt
Organism: Aureobasidium namibiae CBS 147.97
Lineage: Eukaryota; Fungi; Ascomycota; Dothideomycetes; Dothideales; Saccotheciaceae
Product: concanavalin A-like lectin/glucanase
Exons: 1
Coding region: 1-855 (284 amino acids)
Biological process (GO): carbohydrate metabolic process
Molecular function (GO): hydrolase activity, hydrolyzing O-glycosyl compounds
Source: RefSeq, a predicted model, not a curated record